Messenger RNA from Rhincodon typus (whale shark), 584 nucleotides. It is a transcript of the gene pla2g15, whose product is annotated as phospholipase A2, group XV. The transcript has 2 exons. The coding region runs from base 240 to 578 and encodes 112 amino acids. Lineage: Eukaryota; Metazoa; Chordata; Chondrichthyes; Orectolobiformes; Rhincodontidae. Gene Ontology annotation, biological process: lipid metabolic process. The record is from RefSeq and is a predicted model, not a curated record.
UUAUUUGAGCCUUGCUAUGCGGCGGGGAGGGGGUUGUUGCUUGUUAUGGACGGGCCGAGUUACAGAGCGGCUGAUGUGCGCUCCCCUUCAUGUAUAUCUCCCAGUGAAAGUCAGUGUUAGUUACAUUGUAUCCGCAGAGUUGCAACAUCGUAUUCGCCGCGUUCCAUCGCCUCUCGGCGCUCUGGCCAGCUCCUUUUCUCACAAUUGCACCUUCCUCCCUGAGUUAUGAGACCUGGGAAAUGAUUUCCAGAACUGGCCUCUUCACUCUCGCCCUGCUCCUCGCCGCUGCCUGCCCCGGCGCUCCCUCCUUCGCCUGCGACGAUAAGCCGUCAUCGCCGGCUUGCUUAAAGGUGACCAGACCUCCUGUCGUACUGGUUCCAGGUGACCUGGGGAACCAGCUGGAAGCGAAGCUGAACAAACCUCGUGUGGUGCACUACAUGUGCACCAAGAAAACAGAGGAUUACUUCACCCUGUGGUUGAACUUGGAGCUGCUCCUACCCCUGGUCAUUGACUGCUGGAUUGACAACAUUAGGUACGUUAAAAGUCAUGCACCACCUCAUCAGGGAGAAACAAAGUGACCCUUU